AGACGGUGGCCAUGGAUUUGGCCAUCACAUGCUGCAAGACUUUACAUGAAGGAUAUUGAGGAACUUGCUUUUCCUGUGUAUCAGAAAGUGGAAACAACAAAAGGUUUGACUGAAGGAGACGAUUCACUGCAAGCCUCCGGAUUCAUCCUGCAGCCAACAUGUCAGAGACUCUGUUUCCGAGUUUAACCGAAGUCUUGGUGAAAGACCUGGGCCCGUCGGUGAAGAGGAACUGGAACUACAACUUCAACUGGCCUCUGCUGACCGUGGUCAAGAUUAAAACCAAGACGUUCGGUCUGUUUGAUUCAAAGAGCAGAUAUAAACCACUGAGACUUAAACUGACCGAUCUUACCAAGGAAAACCUCUCCCUGGAGUCUCACACUGUGAAACACAUGGAGGAUUACCAAAGUCUCCAGCACAAUGUGGUGGAACUGAUGUUAGAAGGAGGAUAUAAUGAGGUCGCAGGUCGAGUCGGGGUCAAAGUGGACUCUAAGGACGCAACGUGCAAGAUGACCAUUAUGAAAGAGUUUGUCAGAGACGAGGACUUGGCAGAUCUACGGUACCAGACCAUCAAACUGGAGCAGAAAUUUGUGGACAACCUGAACAUGAAGAGAGGAGAGAAACUGGCUUUUGUUGUGCAGAGAUUCUACAACAAGGAUGAGGUCCAGGUUCUGAGCAAGACGUCCUGGGGAGGGAAGUUUGGAACCAAAGCAUUUAGUGUCGUCAGCGUCUCCAUGGAGUGUCAGGUGUCUGGAAUGAAAAGCUUCAUCAUCCCACAGAAUAAAACAUUUGGUUUUGUUCUCCAAGACAUGAAGCUGCGUGGAAAUAAUCUGAGUUUUGGUUCUGUGAUGUUUGCAGUUAACUUCAUAGUUUUGGAAAUGAUGAAGAUGGAAACCAGCAAACCGACGACGUUGGCAGAGGACAUGAUUGGCGUUCUGGAGGGGAAGCUGGAUGUGUGGAAGUCGCUGAACAGCUGUGGUCACCUGCUGCCGAAGCUCACUGCGGUUCUGGAGGAAGGAUGUUCGCUGAUUCAGCUGGAGGACGCACUGGACCAGAUCCCUGGUGGAGGAUCUCCUCCUGAAGGAGCCGGAGCUUCGUUCUUGGAUCUGGUUUCAUCUGUUACCAGAGAGCAAACCGAAGCUCUUCAGCUGCUGGUCUGUGCUUUGGCUGAUCUACCAGAGAAUAUUCCAGCUGCUUUGGUCAAAUCUGGUCCGGAAACUCUGGACCGGAUCAUGAAGACGAUGGAGCAUCUUAAGACUGGUGCUGUUGAAGUUCCAGAGUCCCUGGUGCGCCCCCUGCUGGAGGAGGAGGAGCUGUGCUGGGUGGGAUCCUUCCUGAAGUCAGGAAGUUACAUGAAAGAGCCUGAAACUCCUGAGGUCGAUGAUCCUCCCGCCCAGCUGGAGGCGCUGUACAUCAGCGUGAGAGGAAUCAGAGCGAUGCUGCAGGCCGAGGAUGAGAGUUUCUGUUGUCACUGACAACAAGAAAGAUCUUUGAAUCUGCAGCAAACAUGACGAUUCUUGACAAAUUCAGAAAAAAUCAACCCAAAUGUUUGCAAAACGUUUCCUGCGUCUAUCUGAUCAUUUAUCUGUAAUUCAGAGUUUAUGCAAUAAAUGUUCCAUAAAAAUGUCUCCAGAGGAAUAAAACCAUGAUUCCAAAUUAAA
Gambusia affinis (western mosquitofish) is the source of this 1658-nucleotide messenger RNA. RefSeq lists its product as uncharacterized. The transcript has 12 exons. NCBI's taxonomy places the organism in Eukaryota, Metazoa, Chordata, Actinopteri, Cyprinodontiformes, Poeciliidae. Bases 159 to 1472 code for a protein of 437 amino acids. The record is from RefSeq and is a predicted model, not a curated record.